CUAACCGCAAUGCGCUGUGGUACAUCCCGCCAAAAGCCAGCGCCAAUUCGCCGCAAUACUAUAGUUGUACCAACUAUCCAGCAAUAGCAAUCGGGCUAAUCGAGCUCAUUACAAUCCAACAUAUAACCAGUCCUGAUACAAUUGAACGACGAAAUGCCGCCAGUCUCAAGGAUACUGUCGUACGCCCCAAGGGUAGCCAUACGACCAUCGAGUCAAUUGGCCCGUCCUGCCCGCGCCUUUGCGGUCGGCACUGUUCGCUACUACUCAGCCGAGCAACCCGAGGAGCCCCUUAUCCGCGUGACGGAUCUCCCCGCGCCCAACAGCGGCCACAUUCGAGUCCUCGAGUUGAAUCGACCAAAAGCACGCAAUGCCAUCUCUCGCGCGCUCCUAGCUUCUCUAAGGGAAGAGGUCCACUCGAUUGCCCGGCAAUACGAUGCUCAAACCGGUGAGGAGAUCCCGACGCCGUCGUGGAACAAGAGGUUUGGCGGGAUAGCAGGCGACAGCGAAAAGGGCCCGACGCGCGCUCUGGUGCUCGCCAGUGCAGUGGAGAGCAGCUUUUGCGCUGGUGCUGAUCUCAAGGAGCGGAGGGGUUUCACGCAAGAGGAGACCAACGAGUUCCUCGCCAAUUUACGCUCUACCUUUGCCGCUCUCGACGCUCUACCAAUUCCCACCAUCUCCGCUAUAUCGUCCCGCGCCCUUGGCGGCGGACUCGAACUUGCCCUAUGCACACACUUUCGAGUCCUCACCUCCAACGCCAUCGUGUCCCUGCCCGAGACUCGCCUCGGAAUCAUCCCCGGAGCGGGCGGCACUCACAGGCUACCCCGCCUCAUCGGCCUCGGUCGGGCCCGCGACAUGAUUGUGACGGGCCGGGCCGUGUCGGGCGCCGAAGCCUACUUCCUGGGCCUAGCCGACCGAUUGGUCGAGGUGCUCCCGCCCGACGAGCAGGAGGCCGCAGACACCACGGACAAGGAUGCGGCGCUGCUAAGUGCCGCCCGCGAGGCUGCCUUGACCGAGGCCGUGCGCCUCGCCUCGCAGAUCUGCGAGGGUGGACCGAUCGGGAUCAGGGCCGCCCUGCAGGCGGUGCAGGCGCCGUCCCAAGAGACUGAGAACAAAAUGUACGAGAGGGUGAUUGGGACCGAGGACCGGAACGAGGCGCUCAAGGCGUUUGCGGAGAAGAGAAAGCCUGUGUUCAAGGGGAGGUAA
Pyricularia oryzae 70-15 is the source of this 1203-nucleotide messenger RNA. RefSeq names its product methylglutaconyl-CoA hydratase. Gene Ontology annotation, molecular function: enoyl-CoA hydratase activity. NCBI's taxonomy places the organism in Eukaryota, Fungi, Ascomycota, Sordariomycetes, Magnaporthales, Pyriculariaceae. The transcript has 2 exons. The record is from RefSeq and is a predicted model, not a curated record. Bases 154 to 1203 code for a protein of 349 amino acids. Gene Ontology annotation, biological process: fatty acid beta-oxidation. Gene Ontology annotation, cellular component: mitochondrion.